Messenger RNA from Radiomyces spectabilis, 2222 nucleotides. RefSeq lists its product as uncharacterized. Gene Ontology annotation, biological process: regulation of actin filament polymerization. The record is from RefSeq and is a predicted model, not a curated record. The transcript is spliced from 14 exons. The coding region runs from base 28 to 2019 and encodes 663 amino acids. NCBI's taxonomy places the organism in Eukaryota, Fungi, Mucoromycota, Mucoromycetes, Mucorales, Radiomycetaceae. Gene Ontology annotation, molecular function: protein binding.
GUGCCUUUACCGCUUCCCAGAUUCACCAUGUCCUUUGGAGUAGAACUAAAGGAUCAGAUACCGGCUAUUACGGAAUACGUGGGGGACGGGAUCCAGUCGUUGCAACAACUUCGCCAGUUUGUUCGAGAACGCAGCAACAUUGAGCGAGAAUAUGCACAAAAACUGGAAAAUCUGGCAAAAAAGUAUAAAGGGUCAGGAAAAAAAGCAACCAUGACAGACGCGUCCGAUGAGUGGGACUGGAACAAUAAUUCCAGUACAUGCUCCGUAGCGUGGUCUUCGCUUCUUGCGCAGACAGAUCUGAUCGCGCAAUGCCACUUUAAGCUCGUGGACGAGCUGAACGGGUCCGUCGUGGAAGCAUUGAAAACAUCCGCGGCCAUGAAAGAGGAAGCUCGAAAAAAGCAUAUCGCGUUUUAUCAAAAACUGAAAUCGGAGCGGGACAAGAUCUAUUCGGACAAAGAUAAAGCCAAACAAACGUACGAUGACGCUUGCGCAGAAACCGAGAACAUACGUGCCAAGAUUGAUAGAGGCACAGGAGAUCAAUCCAAGCAUCAAAAACAGCUGGAUCAGGCGUUGCUGGAUUGUUACAACAGCAAAAAUCUCUACCUUCUUGCCAUUGGCAUGGCCAAUGCUGAACGGUCGAAAUACUUUGAACAAGAUCUAUCCAUGAUCGCUGAUCAACUGCAAGACUUGGACCGUUCACGAGUGUUUGCAUUGCAAAAAAUGUAUACGACUUAUCUCAACCUGGAAAAGAAGACACUGCACGAAUUGGUGGGUUAUUACGACACGGCCCUGGAAUCGACGCAGAAAAUGGAUCCGGAUGUGGAUGCGGGCGUCUUUAUACGCGAUGCACUAGGAUCAUCCGAUAAUCACGAUGCCGCCGCCAAUGUGGAGUUCCACUUUAUUCCAUGGAACGGCCAUGGUUCGACAACCACUGACAGAGAUGAUCAUCUUGUAGCCAACGAUUCCGCUACAAUUUUCCUCAAUAACAAACUGAUCAAAAAUCGAAAAUUGCUGGAUACAUUGGCCGACGAUCUUUCCAAACGAUCCACCGAAAUGAUGCAACUCGAAAAGGCAGUCGACGCCAUUGACGAUAGAGCGUCCACAGAGUAUGACACGGCCAAAGAGAAACUGGUUGCUGUGAUGCGGGAUAUCACUUUGUUAUCUACGCAAAAAGUAAGAGUUAAAAGCGAGGUGGAUCUUAUUAUACGCAAUAUUGGAGAUGGCGGACUUCAGGCGCAAACUCAUGAUUUCAAACCUUCCUCUUUUACUAUCCCUACGACAUGCGACUAUUGUUCUAGUACGAUUUGGGGAUUAUCCAAACAAGGGCUGACAUGCAAAGCGUGUGGAUUCAAUUGCCAUGCCAAGUGUGAAAUGAAAGUGGCUCCAAAUUGCUCUCGUACCCGAGGAAAAAUCAAUCGCCAGAAAUCAAUCAGUUCAGCCUCAGUACGAUCCGUAUCUUCCUAUAAAGCUAACCCCGAAGCCACCGCAGAUAAUUCAAGGGCCGAAUCAUUCACAACGCCUAUUGCAGCGCCUGUGCAAGAGUCAACGGGACAGGAGCCUUUGGCACGCGCUCUGUACGAUUACGAAGCACAAACUAUGGAAGAAUUAUCGAUCAUGGAAAACGACGUUUUAACUGUACUGGAGGAAGAUGACGGAUCUGGAUGGAUCAAGGCACGCAAGGGAGACCAAGUAGGACUUGUUCCUGCCAAUUAUGUUGCCCAUGAUGAUACUGUUCAGGAUAUGCGGUCAUCACCAGACACACCCAUGACGGAGACGUCGAUUUCUUUCACUCCCGCCAUGUCGACGCCUGCUGUGGAAGAACCGGAGCCCGAACCGGCGACGGUCCCGGAAGUCGUAGUUGCGUUGUACGACUUUGAAGCGGUGAAUGCGGAUGAACUGAAUAUACGACAGGGCGAUCAAAUCUUGGUGACUAAAAAAGAUGACAGCGGCUGGUGGGAAGGUACUUCGAACGGUAAAACGGGUAUUUUUCCAGCGAAUUAUGUUGGUCCAUGCCAAUAAAAGAAUAAACCAAAAAAAACGGACGUUCGAGAACAAUCAUGCUACGCUAGGAUUCAUGUAGUGGUUAUAUAAAUAUCAUGCAAUGGCUUUGUUUGACCGCAACUCGCGAUGCCACCACACAAAACCAUGAUUUGCAAUUGCUCAGCUGUGGUCGCAGUCCAUUGUAUAGUAGAAUGAAGGUACAAUUAACCAAAAAAAAAGAU